Molecule: messenger RNA, 6660 nt
Organism: Babesia bigemina
Lineage: Eukaryota; Apicomplexa; Aconoidasida; Piroplasmida; Babesiidae
Exons: 1
Coding region: 1-6660 (2219 amino acids)
Source: RefSeq, a predicted model, not a curated record
AUGGCACCUAAGAAACUGACCGACUGCCCUGAAAAUUUAAGGGAGGCCAUCGACUGGCUCAUCCAGAUUAGGCAUGGGAAUGGUAAGGAUGGUGAUGGUCUUGAUGAGUUGGCCAAGGCUUUGCAACAGGUGAUUGAUGAGGCUAUUGAUAAGGCUGAUGAAUACCUUAAAAAAAAGGUGGGAGAAGCUGAUAAGCUUUCUGCUGCUGAUCCGAAGCGUUCUGAAGAUAUUAAAAUGGAAAUUGUUGAAGGUAAUGAAUAUAUUAGCAAGCUUGAAGAGUUUAAAAAGUGUUUAUGUUUGACAGGGGAUAAAAACAUUUUGGCGCAAUUAUGUUCCGCCCUCGAGUCCUUCUUAGGUUUCGACAACAAAUUCAGAGGCUACACUGGAAAGGGCAUCGUGUAUUCCGAUUUGGACAGGCUAUGUGACGGAAUAAUGGCGUUUCUGCACGGAUUUUUGGAGAGUGUAAAGGAUGAUGAGAGUGUUCAAACGUACUGGAGUGAGGCAGACAAGGAUGUCGAAAAAAUGAAAGGUAAGUUAAAACAAGGUCGAGAAGGUCUUGAAGGAUUUUUAUCAGUUGUCGAGUUGGGGCUUCGGGAUUGGGAACACGUUUUGAAGGAAAGAAGUGAAAACGUGCAAAAAACGUUACAUGAUCUAAACAGUAAUAUAGAAGACGAAAUCAAAGUUAUUUCCCAUUUGAAAACAAUAUCGGUUAAGGAACAGUCUCUUUAUUGGCAAACAACCACCGAGGGCUUUGUCGGAAUCUCAGAUGCCGCAGAAAACUUUGUAAGGGAUUUAGACCCCGGACUUCAAAAAAAAAUUGAGACAUCAAUUACGGUGGUGAAAGAAGCUGUAAAAAGGUUGCAGAACGCCGCGCAGGUCAGGGGUUAUGCAAAAGCCGUGGAAACUCUUCAGAAUGCUUUUGAUAAACUGCCCAAACAAGUUGAAUAUUUUAUAACUGCGAAUGUUAAGCAUACAAUUCACGAGCAUGAGAAAGGUGUCACGGAACUUAUUGAAAAAGUAAAAGGGGACAUUGACGCGAUUCGUGAAGCAUUUCUGAACGAACAUCUCAAGGCAGCUCAAGGUGAUUUAAAGAAUGCAGUAAACUGUGCGAAAAAUAGUGCUUUAACCUUGGGAGGAUUAAGAAAUGAAACGAUUAAAACAGCGAUUCGAGCUAUUGAAAACAGGCUGAAAGAUAAAGCGAACACUGUUGUUGAUAAGGACAUAUUGGCAGAUUUGAAAACUGCAACUGUGCAGAAGCAUAUCGGGACGAUUAUACUGUCUCUUACUAGCACUGUAGAUAGGAGUGUUACUGAUGGGAUAAGGGAUUUGGAGACGUCAAUCGGCCAGCCUGGCAAUGUAUUUAGAAAUCAGCAUGACAGUAAUUUGCAGAAAUUGGUUGAAGAAGCCAGACGGAAUUUGGAAACAGCUCUAGAGUGCACCAGAAAGAAUGCUGCGUUCUUGGGCGGGAUAAGGAAUGAAAAGGUUAAAACGGCAAUAGAAACUAUUCAAGUGAAGAUGGAGAGUGUACAUUCACAUGUUAAUAGCAUGACUGAUCUUACUAAUUUGAAAAGUAAUUUUAUGAAUAGUGAAGGUAUUACAAAUAUCACGCAGGCGCUCAGCAUCAGUGCUGCAGAUAGUGUGAAAAGUGGUUUGUUAAACUUAUCUGAAUCAAUUGAAGGUCCUGAUGUUGCAUUCGCAUACCAUAAAGAUGCAUUACAGAGUGUCGCUGAGCAAGCCCAAAAGUCUUUGGCGAAUAUUAUUGCUAAGGUUCAAGACUGUCUAUUGGUGCACGGAGGGUUAAAUAACAGUAAGGUUAAGCAAGCCAUUGAUGCUAUUCAAAACCAAUUGGAUAGGGUAGAUAGGGAUAACGUUGAUACCAUGGCGAUGCUUAAGGAUGUGGAGAGAACCACAAUUCAGGAGCACACUCAGGUUAUUGAAAAGGCGUUGAAUAAACAUGGCCAAGCAGAACAUAUUACAAAAGAUUUAAAGAACUUAAAUGCUGCAUUUAAUAGCACUGAUAAGGUAUUUACGGAUUAUAAGAACUCAUUAGACAAAUUGGCUUCGCAAACUCAAGAGGACUUGUUGGCCGCCUUGGUACAUGCCGAUUCAUAUCUAUUAUGCACUGAUUUUGGGUUGCGCAAAAAGAUUGUGGAUGCAUUACAGCCUGUUGCGGCUUCUAAACAGAGGACAUCCCAAGCCAAACAAUUGGCCGAUGACGUUGUUGCAUCCCUUCAGAAGGUUAAAGAUAUUUCCAUAACGUUUAAGGGACGUAUACAGCCGCAUUUUGAUAAGUUAGAACAUAUUACUAGUGGUGGAAUCCAGCAUAGAAUUUCUAGCCUAAAAGAAGACGCUGAUUCAAUUGCUUGGAUCCACAGCUACAUCUCUAGCCUUCUGAGUCACACCUUCAAAGAAGCCAACGAAGAAAACAUCAAAGCCGACCAAGCAUACAAACAAAAAGUUCAGGCGGCACUUCAUUCGAUUAAAGGGCACAUUGUAAAUCUUAAAAAGAAUGCGGAAAACAAUAAACUUGAUGGUUUUCUCAGAGACUAUGAACAUCAUUUCUCCAGCAUUCAAUUGGCCGUCACCGAUCAUUCUGUUUACGAUGAUGACAAAAAAGCGCGUGAGAAGUACUUUGCUAACCUCAUGCAACUAUUCAACGAUACGAUUUCCACGCUGUCUGCCGCCUACAAAAAUGCAUUCAAGAGUGCAGCGAAAACGUACCUCAGCGGUGCGAUUAGUGAGAUAAAAAAAAGAGUCAAUAAGGCGGAAAGUGCUUAUCAGUCGGAAAUUACCAAGCUAAGUGCACGGAUUAUGGCGCAAGUUGAGGAUCUUAAAACUAUUGCCGAACAGGAUAGACUUGCUAGCGUAAUAUCUGCUAUUUCCACACCAUUCGAGGAGAUCGCCGCCGCCACCGAUACUAAAUCAGUCUUCUCAGAAGACCGAACGUAUCGCACACAAUAUUUCGAAAACCUAAAAUCGGUCAUAGAGAACAUAAUAAAAUCUUUAGAGAUAGCUUACCAAAAGGCCUACCAGAGUUCUGCGAAGUCUUACCUCAUCGGGGCAAUUAAGGCAAUACAGAACAAAAUUCAGAGGACUGAGGAGGUGUAUGAAGCAUCUGUUAGAGGAAAUAUAAGUAGUAUUAGAGAAUUGAUUGGUGGUAUUACCGAAGAGAAGUUUACAAAAAGGGAUACAAGAAAGAAAUUAGAACUUUCGUUUGAAGAACCCUUUAGACAAUUGCAACAAAACGUAACGCUGAAUUCCGCAUUUAAAACGGAUACAGCAUUACGUAUACAAUGCUUCAACGAUCUCAAAGACUUAAUAAUGCAUAAUGUAAAAAACCUUUCUACUGCCUACGAAAAAGCCUACCAAAAUUCUGCAAUGAAUUAUCUUCAAAACGCUAUACGAUCCAUUAAGGAAAAGGUUGGGGAAGCGGAGCAGAAGUACGCCGAUGCGAUUGAAUUGGAAGUUACCAAGGCUGAGAACAAAAUCGCUGGGCUUAAGGCCUCUAUGUUUAAAGAGAAGGGUCAGAGAGGUAAAUUAUUAACAUUGUUCGACCAGGAUUUUACUACUUUGUUUAAAGCAGUGAAAGAAAACUCCGCAUUCAAUGAUGACUAUGUGGCUCGAAUGAGCUGUUUCGAACAACUCCAAAAUCUAAUUAAAGAUACGGUUGAAACAUUAGUUAAUGCAUAUGAGCUUUUCGAUGAUUGCUCCACCAAGGCAGAAUAUUAUCUUGGCAAGGCAUUCGAGGAUUCCGAAAGCAAAAACGAGAACCUUAGGUCUACCAUUAAAGAUAAAGUCAGAAACGCCUUUGAGCAAAUUAUUUCCGGGGUUUACGCUAUGUGCGCUAAGCAAAAGGAGGCUGAUUUGAUAUCUUUAAAGGAGCGUGUGCAGGAGCAUAAACAAAAUAUUAGAAGCAUUAUAGUUAACGACUUAAAUAAAGGAAUAAAAGGAGCUUUACUGUUGCUGAAAAUAUGGAUCGAAAAGAAAGUCAAUGGCCUUAAAACAUCUCCAGACAUGAAAACACUUGCCAAAACUUUCAAACACCUUUACAAUCAUCUUCAUAAGUACGUUAAAUUCCAACAUGACGGCUUGGAAGUGGAAGAUGACGAAGAGGAGGUAGAAAGUGAAGAUGACGAAGAUGACUUGCGAAUAAAGAAUCAGCAUAACACGCAGGGUGUGCAUCUUGUUCACAAUCAAAUUGAGAUUUCAAAUAAGCCAUAUGGACCACGUAAAGUAACGCAUAUGCCUCGCAUUCCGCGUAAAAGCAUACAGAACCCUUCGGGUCGUGCUGGUAUGUCACAUAAUACCGACUCCACAGGCCAGCGGUCGUCGUCUACCCAAACCACCAAGAAUCCCAUUAUAGACUACUUUGGAACGCUCCAUAUACACACGCUGCAACUUUUCAGCGUGCUAUGCGAAGGGAGAUUCAGUCACAAGUCUGCAUAUAGGUGUACUGAAUUUCUCAAGGUCCUUCGUACGAUGCACCCUUCGAAGUUCGCCGGGCAGAGUAGUUCCCUGCUAGACGCCUUAAAAUCAGGUCUUCAAUAUUUAAUGAAGGAGAUCAGCUACGCUUAUGUGAACGCAUAUGAUGGUGCGUCGUAUGGGUUUGAAUGGGAUGACCCGUCUAAAUCUAAAUUUACUGAAGACGCUAUGAAUUGCGCUAAAAUUGGCAUCACAAUUAUCGAUGCUCUGUUCCACGACCUUCAUGGGUUGUUUUACAAUUGUUCAAGGGAUUACAAAUACAAUCCUAUUAAAGGCGCUGACAAUAAAUAUGACUUCAGAAGUUAUAUUGAAAAUCAUGGCUAUGUUGUUGAGAAUCUUUUACAAGAUCAAAAGGGUUCACGGGUGAAAGAUAUUUUAAAAAAAGCGUUUAGUGGUAAGAAUGAAUUCCAAUCAUCCCAAGAAACGAAUAACACAUUUUUUGUAUAUUUGGAAAAUGUUAAGACGCCCAAAGGCAUUCUUGGAAAACUUUUCUCUCACCUAGUAGAAUAUUAUAAUGUUUGUCACCUCCGUAAUCCAGUGCCACCUGAACAUCCCUGUACUAUAUUUGAGAUGCUGGUGUGGCUUUGCGGCCUGGAGCAUAAUAUUGUAUACAGCAAACUCCAAAUAUGCAUUCGAAGAUUGUAUGACCCAGGAAAUAAUCAUCAGUUUGCAUUGGCACAGAGAGAUACAAUUUCUUAUUACAUAUAUAACUCGUCCACUUAUUCUCGCAAACUACUCACCGCUAUCGUUGGCACUGGUGACGCUUCAACAACGUAUUAUGCCUGCGACUUUUCGAACAACUCACUCAAUUUUCAUUAUCCUGCAACCGGGGAAGAAUGUCUUCACAUGCUUCUGGACAUCCUCCGCAGGUUGUUUCCAGUCCUCAGAUUCUUGCACACCCAAUGUAAAAUCAGCGCUGUACAUUACGGUUGGGCCGAUUGUCAAUACGGUAAAAGUGCCCAACCCUGUAACUGGCAAUGCAACGACCAUUCAACGGACAAAUUUGAUUGCCAAUCUCAGUCACCGCUCAUGUCCUAUCUAAGUGACUGUUUGCUCGGUUAUUUGCCUCAUCAACUGCGCUCCAUUGGAUGUCAGCCCAAAUGUUUUACGUGUCCCACAUCACAGAAUGGGAUGCCGUGUCUCACUCCCCUUGGCUUCAGGGAGUUCUCAGGUAGCGCGCGUACCGGUUCGGAUCUGAGUGGAAUUAUAGGUGAAUUCUUCGUCAAUGUGGAUAUAACCUCUCUUUUCUGCCUUGUUCCAAGACCUCCUACUACGUUGCCUGAACACUUUGGUUUUGUAUCAUCAUUAGUUAAUAAAUUCCAUGGUAGUAAUAAGGCAAAUACAAACGUUAUCAAAACAAAUUUCGAAACAUCCAUUAAGAAACUGUCCAUGAAAUUAUAUGGCAAUACAUCCGCGUUUACUGAUGCAUUUAGCGAUGCAUACGGUAGUGCAGACACGGUGCAACAUUCUAAAUGCGUCUACCAUCACCUUAUGCACCUUUCUACGCGGGGUAUAUGUAUGCACAACAAUCUUAGCAGCGCACCUUACCUAUUCUCACUUUAUACGGACUACUACAGGCAUCAUGCCCCCAAGCAUUCCGACCUCUACCUAUCAUGGGCUGUCUACCUACCAUGGCAAUUCCAUUGCUAUCUUGAAUCACUGCUCAAGGAUUUUCAAGACAUAUUUUGCCGGGACUGGGGGUGCCGUGUAUGCCUAAACAGCAAUAACUGUAAGCGUGGUCAGCAUGGUUUCCUUAACCCCUCGUCAAUCGGAUUUGGUUGCCAAUGCCCUUCAAUAGUAAGCUGCAAAGGUGUAUUGCCUACGCUGUAUAGAUACGGACUAACGUAUGAUGAUGCAGAAGAGUUGAACUCUAAGAAAAAAACGUGCUUCGACUUCCGUACCCAACUGAGUAAUGUACUACACUCCGAAUAUUUCAGCAAACUAUUUGACGAGUGCGAUAAGUUUUUAUGGGAAAUAAGACAACCCUUCUCCUACCUUCUCCUCGCCCUGUGGCUCCUCUCUCUCUUGUACCUCAUCCACAUCAUGGUCAUCCGCCUCGACCUGCUCCACAUCAAAUCGCAUUUGCACUCUCCCUCAUCACAUCGUAUCGCCGCGCAAUCACUACUCGCCGCUGCACGUGUUAAAGCACUCAACAAAGUGCUGUACCUGCAACCUUGA